UCACGCGAUACGCCAACCGUUUUCUCGGAAUGCAUCAGGACACAGAGGAGAUCCUGACCGAUCAUGGGGCGGAAUUCAGAGGAGAAGUUUUGAGGAACCUGGUCAUACAUGACGUCGCCAUACAAAAUACUGCACCCCACAUGUCACAGUCUAACGGGCUGGUAGAGAACGCAAAUAGGCUCAUCAACGAUCUCCCCCUCAAUAUAAUAUCGCAGUGCGACGAAAUCCCAGUGCCGCACGUCCUUCUGUGGAGGUUGACGCCGUAUCUGCAGUGGUCGGCCUGUUUGGAGGAGAGAGGAGGAGGAGGCAGCUACCCGUCGCGAUCGAAGUACCUGAAUCCCCGGGGGAUCAUCGACAUCCUUUUCUUCCAUCCCUGGGCGGUGUCUGAGGACGAGGCGAUAGCGGUAGAGGAGGAAGAAGAAGAGGACGAAGAGGAAGAAACCCCGGAGGAAGGAAGCUACAGCGAGCAGAACGAAGAGAAGCCGGGGAGCGAAGAAGAGGAAGAAGAAGAAGAAGAUCGGGAGGAGGAAGAGGAAGGAUCUGAGUGGGAGAGUCUGGGUGAGGAGGUGGACCGCGCGGAGGUCCAGGAAGAAGAUUAUGAGGUGGUCGUGUGGCAGAGAGAGGAAAUCGCAGUCGGGAAGCAGUCGCUGGAGUACGCGAGCGGCGCGGAUCUACCAAUCCCGGACGAUCCGACCAAGGAUCCCGAGCCACCCAGGAUCGACGAUGAGGACACUGCUGUCGAGACUUCGAGCGCACCGGCACGGAGACGACGAAGCUGAUCCCCCUCCCCCUCCAACCGUCCCCCAGUUCGCACACGUACCGAUGCGGGGCAUCAAGCCUC
Messenger RNA from Chara braunii, 841 nucleotides. The record is from the annotation of a GenBank genome assembly. NCBI's taxonomy places the organism in Eukaryota, Viridiplantae, Streptophyta, Charophyceae, Charales, Characeae.